Molecule: messenger RNA, 228 nt
Organism: Chaetura pelagica (chimney swift)
Lineage: Eukaryota; Metazoa; Chordata; Aves; Apodiformes; Apodidae
Product: melanoma-associated antigen C1
Source: RefSeq, a predicted model, not a curated record
AGUCUCCCUCAUUUUUUCCCUCAGUCUCCCUCAUUUUUUCCCUCGUCUCCCCAUUUUUUCCCUCAGUCUCCCCCAUUUUUUCCCUCAGUCUCCCCCAUUUUCCCUUCUAUUUCCCACAUUUUCAUCUCCCUUCAAUCUCCCUCAUUUUCUCUCAUCCCCUGCUCAGCCUCCCUCAUUUUUCCUUCACAGCUUCUGGGCUCUGCAAUAAGCGUCUGCAAAUCCAAUUAG